Drosophila innubila is the source of this 4347-nucleotide messenger RNA. RefSeq names its product trichohyalin. The record is from RefSeq and is a predicted model, not a curated record. NCBI's taxonomy places the organism in Eukaryota, Metazoa, Arthropoda, Insecta, Diptera, Drosophilidae. Bases 751 to 3129 code for a protein of 792 amino acids. The transcript is spliced from 7 exons.
AUUUUACUGUCGCUGGGGCCGAACGUGCGCGCGGCCAACGAGCAAAUUGAAUUAAACGGAACUUUAAAAGAGCCGUUAAAAACGACAAAUUCAACUAACAAAACGCAUGUCAAGUGCAUUUCACAAUUGCAGGUGAAAUUUAGCGGCACCUUCUUUAAAGCCGGGCGCUAUCUUUAGGCCAUCUCAUUAAGGCCCAUUGCGGCAAGCGGCCUUUUAACUGAAGUUGGUGUUUUGUGUGUGUUGGCUAAUUCGCUAAUUCGCGCCCAGUCAACGCUAAUUGGCUAAAUCUGUGGAUUUUGGUCCAUAAGUAAAUAUCAAGUUUCAAUAUUUACCGUGUGCUCGAGAAAUUGAGAAUUGUCGGGUCUUGGUUUCAUUUCACCAGUUGCCAAUUUUCCGGUGAAUUAGAAAUCAGAAUCGAAAUUGAAAAUUGUUUGUUGUGUAGUGCCAAAAUAAAAUAAAUCAACUAUUUUCCGUUGACUCUGAUUGGAAUUCUUUUUGUUGAUUCGUCGAAUUGCUAAUCAGAAGAAUUGAAUUGGAAACCCUAAAGCUGCGCCAGUUCUUAUUUCAUCAGCCGGACAACAGAGAAGUCGGUUAGAUAGCACUUCAGCACUUUCCACAGCUAUGUAAAAAGCUGCCAAGCGAGCGAGCAAAACAAAUUGAAUCCCUACUCAUAACAAGAUAAACAACAACAACAACAAGAGCAACAAGAAGUUGAGUAGUUGCAACAAGGAAUCACAUCAAGCGUGCAACAUGAGCAGCAACCGCAGCCAAAUGAUGUUGAGCUGCCUAGUAAUUAGCCUAGGUUUAUUGGCACACACAAGCCAGGCACAGAUGCAUUCAAGCGUUGCCAGCGCUGGUGUCAGCUUUGCCAAUUCCGCCGCCCCCUCCUCACCACAGACGGAGGCGGGCGCCACAAAGCCGCACAAUCGUCGCAUGUACGCCAUGUGUCCGCCGCAAUUUCAACGUGUGGGCACCGAUUGCUACUCGCUGGUGUCACAGCGCAGCAGCUGGCUGGAGGCGCACUUCUUCUGCAAGGACAAGAACGCCAAUUUGGCCGAGCCCACAAAGUAUGCGGAUCGCAAGCUGAGAACCUUCCUGCAGCGCCAGGACUUGCUAGUCGGCGAACACGACCCCAUUUGGAUUGGCGCUACAUAUGAUCAUCACAACAAAUUCUGGCAAUGGAGCAUCAGCAGUCGCAACUUGACCUACAAUGCGUUCAGUCAAAUGGAUCCGACCUAUGUGCAACUUAUCUCCAACAGCAAGCCAUUGGAAAACAAUUGCGCUGUCUACGAUCCAAAUUUGAAGUAUCGUUGGUCCGCUCGCUCCUGCCCGGACAAAUUGCGUUUCAUUUGCCAGCACAAGAUGCCAAAAGUGAGUGAGGCGAAUCGUUAUAAGAUCUACAAUCGUUGGAAUGUCACCUAUCCCAAUUCGCUGGCCAAUGAGGUUGUACUGGAGGUCAUCGAUCGACGUGGCAAGGAUCGCAGAUAUCAUCGCCGUGUCAAGGCCGAGGGCAGUGCUGAGGAGAUGAUUAUUCCCGCUCGCAAGCGAGGUCCUGGCAACCGUCGCAAUCCACAACGCAAUCGCCAGCAGCAGCAGCAACCGUCGCUCCACAACGAGGUCAACUAUCCACAGCAGCAGCAGCAACGUCCUCGCAAGCGUCUACGUAUGAGCACAACUCCGGCGCCUUCAGCAAUGGUCAUCAGCAAUGAGGUGGCAUCCACAGCUGCUGGGCAGCCUGGCACGCCCACGACACAGCAACAGAUGACGGCCUACGAUCGCAAGUUGGAGCGUCAGCGGAUGAGGGAAAGACGCAGGCAACAGAAGAGGCGGGAACGUCAGCAGCGUCAGCGACAGGAAAGAGUCGAACGACGUCGUAAGAUGCAAGAGGAGCAACGCAAACGCAAGCAAAUGGAGGAACAGCAACGACAUCAUCAAGAGUUGGAAACACCACAGCAACAUGAACCACAAAGCGAACCAGAGGCACUGCGUCAACGGGCGCUAGAGGAACAGCGGAAGCAGGAGCAGGAACUGCGAGAGCAACGAGAGAAGCAGCAGAAGCAACAACGCAAAGAGGCCAAGGAGCGCGAAUUGCAACAGUUGAAUGAGAAACAGGAGGAGGAGGAGGAGCGUAAACGUGUUGCAGAUGAUGAAGGAGAGCGACUGCGGCUACAGCGAUUGCAGAAGCAGCGGGAACGCGAGGAGGAGGCUCGACGGGAGCGUGAAGAGGAGCUGCGCAAGCUGAAGGAGAAACAGGAGGCCGAUGAUGAAGGAGAGCGACUGCGGCUACAGCGAUUGCAGAAGCAGCGGGAACGCGAGGAGGAGGCUCGACGGGAGCGUGAAGAGCAGCUGCGCAAGCUGAAGGAGAAACAGGAGGAGGCCGAUCGACUCUACCAUGAGAAACGUUUAGCCGAGGAGCAGCGUCAGCGUGAGGAGCACGAGAAGCGAAUGCAGGAGGCCAAGUCGGAGCAGGAGCGUCGGCUGCACGAAGAGCACGAGGCGAAGCGACGGGAGCAGAAGGCCGCACAGGAGCUGCUGGAGGAGCAGGAACGUCAGCGUCAGGAGCAAAUCCGUCGCGAGCAGGAGGAGGAAGAGAAACGUCUGCAACUGGAGCGUCUAGAGGAAGCGCGUCGCUUCGAGCAGCGCGAACUCAGUCGCCUCCACGAGGAGAACGCGCGACGUGAGGAGCAGCAGCGUCAACGCGAUGCAGAGAUUGCCCAACGCAAGGAAGAGGAACGCAAACUGGCCGAAGAGGAGGAGCGAGUGCGUCAGGAGCUGCGGGCGGAGGAAGAGGCGCGCAACCGCCAACUAAAGGAGGAAAUGAAGCUAGCCGAAGAGGAGCGCAAACGAAAGGAGGAAGCCGAUAAGGCAGCUGCAGCUGCCAAGGUCGCGGCACAAAAGGAGAAGUUCGAGGAGUUCAACAAAAUUGAGAAUGCCCGUGUGGCUGACAAUCUUGAAGAAAAGCGUCGGGCAUACGCCGACCGCAUCGCCAAGCUGACGCCCGAGGCUCAGAGAAAGUUCGCCGAGAUGCGCAAGUUGCGCAAACAGAUGCGGGAGAAGGCGAUGAAGGCGCAGGAGCAGAAGAAACUCAAGCGGAUACAGGAGGCAAUUAGGCUCAACGAUAUGGAGUAAAUCACUCUCAAACACUCACACACCCACACACGCACACUAACCAACGCUAAUGCACAAGAACAACAACUAACGAAAACAUAUCGUCAACAUUUUUGGGAGUAAUUUCUUUAUCUUUUUUCUUUGUCUUUUGUUUUAUGCUUUCGAAAAAACACGCAAAAGUAUUAUAUACAAUAAUAUUAAAAAAAAAAGUUAAAAAAAAAGAAAGAAAAAUAACAGUUACAAUUGCAAUAGUUGUGCACAUUUUUUGCGAAAAUAUUUGGAAAUAUUUUCGGUCAAAAAUUGAACGAGUUUUAUGUCUCUCCACAAUGUACAGCUAAACUAUUAAAUAAAUAAAUAUAUUAUAAAAAAUAUGCAUUAAACAAAACUAUAGGCCUAGCAUAUAGACACAUUCACACACACACACACACACGCGCACAUACAGACGCACACCCACAGUGUUUCCUUAAUAACCGAAAUAGCACUUAGCAAAAGCAUUUUAAAUAAAAUAACAAAAGCGAAUAAAUAAGGCAAAACAUCAACACAAUUUUAACAAUUAAUAAGCACAAACAGAACAACGAGAAAAUAUAUUUUCUCAGCUUAUAAAAAUUAAAAUAAAAAUAAUAUGUUUACUACACUAAAACCCCCCUCGCUUCUCAAUUAGAAGAACGCCUCAAAACUCCCUCAUCGCCUCUACAAGUUUCUUCUACUGGCCAAGAAGCAGUAAGUUAUAAGAUAAUAAUAAUAUCAAAAAUCUUUUUAUAACACAACCUAUCUAUAACAAGCCUAAAAGAAAAGAUGUAAAGAUGAACAGGCUAAGCGAAACUAUUGUACUAACUAAUUAGGUUAUAUAUAUUUUAUAUUUUUAAUAAUUAUUGUAUGUUUAAAUGUAAAUUUAUUGUAUUUUUUAAUAUGUACCUCAAAUGCAAAAUGAAACAAAAAAAAUCAACAAAACAAAAACAUUAAGAAAAUCUCCUUUUACGUGUGACAUAAUUUUUAUUUCAAUCCUCAACUGUAUUUUUGUUUGUGUUAAAUAAAAUUUAAAAAUGAAAAGCAAUUUUUUGUAGCCAAGUAAAUGCAUUUUAAAGAAAUAUUACCAAGUAAACAACUAACCAAUUUUAAAAUAUACAUACAUAUAUCAUUAUUAUAUUAUAAACUAAACACAGAGAUCCAAAAUAGUCAGCAGAAGGUGAAUAUUUAUCAUUAUGAAGCAAAUAAUACAACACAAAUUAAAAUAUUUAA